Salarias fasciatus (jewelled blenny) is the source of this 3459-nucleotide messenger RNA. It is a transcript of the gene fbxo31, whose product is annotated as F-box protein 31. Gene Ontology annotation, cellular component: SCF ubiquitin ligase complex. Bases 84 to 1832 code for a protein of 582 amino acids. The transcript is spliced from 10 exons. Gene Ontology annotation, biological process: SCF-dependent proteasomal ubiquitin-dependent protein catabolic process. The record is from RefSeq and is a predicted model, not a curated record. Lineage: Eukaryota; Metazoa; Chordata; Actinopteri; Blenniiformes; Blenniidae. Gene Ontology annotation, molecular function: protein binding.
GAGGCACGUCCCGGGCAGAUGAGGCAGACUGCAGCUGAUGGAGGGCUGGUAGUGAUGUAAUGUGGCCGCUCUGGUGACUACGGAUGGCUGUUUGCGCCAGGCUCUGCGGAGUGGGUCAGUCUCGGAGGUGCCGGAGGCGUCAGCGGAACAACCAGCAGGACCAGGGCAGCGAUUCCGACAUGGACGAGGAGGAAGGGGAGAGGAUUGUGGGCCAGAGGCAAGGGGACGUCUGCGGCGGAGGCCCGGAGCGCGGCGCCGCCGCCGCCACUGCAGGGCCGAGUGACGCUGGUGAAUAUGGCAGCGGUCAUGUCAACAGAGAGGGCUCCACGGGACCUCCACACCCGCAGUGCUUAGCGGAGCUGCCCCCGGAGCUUUUGGUGGAAAUAUUCUCUCUGCUCCCCGGAACAGUUCUGCCAAAUGUCGCGCUCGUCUGCAAGAAAUUCAGACAAAUCCUCAACACGGAAACCAUCUGGAGGAGGCGGUGCAUGGAAGAAUUUGGCAUGAAGGAGGAUUUGAGGAAGAUGGAAGCGGGAGGAGUGUCCAGCCAGGAUCUUUAUGUGAAACGUGUCAACCCGCGGGUGAAGUCUGGGCGCUUUAUGAAGCUCCUCCCGGACUACGAGCAUAUGGACUAUAGAGAUGUAUACACACACUUGCUUCACCCAUACAGGCAUAUCCUGGGCCUAUGGCAGCCAGAUAUAGGCCCUUAUGGUGGAUUGCUCAAUGUUGUGGUUGACGGGCUGUUCAUCAUCGGAUGGAUGUAUUUGCCCCCUCAUGACCCCCGUGUUGAGGAUCCCAUGAGAAGACGGCCGCUCUUUCGCAUCCACAUGUGGGAGAGCAAGAAGGCCACCGUGGAGUGCAUGUACGGACACAAAGGCCCACACAAAGGAGACAUACAGACGGUGAAGAAGGAUGAAUUUUCAACUAAAUGCAACCAGACUGAUCAUCAUCGGAUGCCGGGAGGCAGACAGGAGGAGUUCAGGACAUGGUUGGAGGAAGAAUGGGGCCGGACUCUGGAGGAAAUCUUCCAUGAACACAUGCAGGAGCUCAUCCUGAUGAAGUUUAUAUACACUAGUCAAUAUGAUAAUUGUUUGACGUAUCGAAGAAUCUACCUGCCUCCUGCGAUGCCCACAGACCUGCUGCAGCCAGGCUUGUUCAAGGGCACCUAUGGCAGUCACGGCCUGGAAAUUGUCAUGCUCAGUUUCCACGGGACGUCCGCCAGGGCGACGAAGCUUACAGGAGACCCCAACGUCCCCGCCGGGCAGCUCACCCUGGACGUGGACCUGAGUCGGCCCGUGGUCCUCCCCGAGCUGGAGAAGCAGCGCAGCAUCGAGGAGCUGUCCCGACUGGUGGCGGGAGUGCAGAGGGAGGUGGAACAGCAGGCGGGCGGCGCGUCUUCAACAGCCAGACGUGCAGCGGAAGGGCCCAGCGGUGGCGCCGGUGCAGCGGAAGAGAUGGCGGCAGACCACGGUGCCUGUUCAGACGGCUGCCAGCCGGGCACCAGCAGCAGCAGCAGCAGCAGCAGCAGCAGCAGCAAUGAAACGCAGCCCUUCGUCCUGCCUCUAGGGGUCAUGGCUCGCAAUGAGGUGUACCCUCGCACCUGCAGGAAAUGCUUCUACGGGACAGGCCUGAUUGCUGGGCACGGCUUCACGAGUCCGGAGCGCACCCCGGGGCUCUUUGUUCUGUUUGACGGGGACCGCUUUGGUUUCAUCUGGCUGGAGCUGAAGUCUUUUAGUCUUUACAGCCGCCUGACGGACCACCUAGCCCACGCUCACGCUCCAAACAUGGAGCGAUUCGAGGCCAUGCUGCGCAACAUGCAGUCCUGGACAUCCUGAUGCACCAAGCUUUAAGUCUCUCUUGCACCACGCAAGACAUAUUAACAAUCAUUCGACACGAAUCAUCUCUGUCCUCCACAGACACCACCGCCACGCUAGCUCAUGACCUGAACUCCCCCGGUUCUGUCUAUAACUGCGCUGGGUUUUGCAUAGUUACAUCAGCGUGACCUGGCACACUCUCGGGUCCGUUCCCAUGCAGGCACUCUGAAAGACGUCCCACAGGUGUCGCCACGCCUCAGUAUGACCUUAACCCUGUUGUGCAGCAUGAUAACAGCUCACCUGAAAAGUUUUAUUUAUUUAUUUAUCCCCUGCAGGAAAAGGAAUGAUACCACUUAUUAUGGAUCAAACUGUAUGUGCCUCUGAAACCAUGUCUGUACUUGGUAGUGCUUGAAAAAGAAAAUGGAGUCUCAUGUAUUCUACUAUAUGAUAGUAUUAUACUGAUUUCAGUGCCCAUCCUAUUAAACUGCAUGCUGCGUUUUAUUUAGAUUGAGUCACAUUACACUCAUAACCACUAUCUGAACAUGUUUUACCUUCACAAAGCAGCAUGCGCCGCUUUUCACUUUCGUUUUUUUUUUUUUUUUGACUUAAUUGAGACAUCAAAAUUUAAAAGAAGACAGCAUCUCAGGUGUUAUUUCCUCUUUUCCACAAGUCAGUUAAAAACAGGACAAAAGUAUUUAUGUGUAUAGCAAAAAUGUAUCUACUUACAUUUGUUGUAUUGAUUUGUUUAUUAGAAAUACUGAGGGAGUUUUUCCAACUGUGUAAUUUUCUAACUCUUGACCCACUGUCUUAUCAAACACUGUAGCAACAUCAGCCCUUUGAACUUCAGAAAGAUUUGAUUCACUGACACACGCCUCGGUCCAUGGUCCAACAUCAGACAUACCUAAUAUCACCACACCCAACCAACUGUGUAACUUGGAGAGCUGUAUUGUAUUGCAAUAGAUUAACAUAACCUAUACAUAAGCUGGAUUUUUAAUCAAAGUAAUGAAAUUAUACUGUUCACGUGCUUCUGUAUUUAUGGUCUGAAAUCAAAUCUUUUCUCACCUUUAAAAAUGUAGUGCAUUAGUUGUUUAAAUGGCUGACACAGUGUUUGCCUGGCUUUAUACCUGCAAAAGCUGUUUCCUUCCAGUUUUCCUAUUUAUUUUGAACUUGAGACAAAGCUAGCUGAACAUUAUAAAGACUAACGGCUCAAAGUGCAUCUCAGAUUACCAAGUGAGUGUCUGUGCGUCUCAUUAUGGCCUGGUAGUAUUGCCCAGUAGCUUUCCUACUCCAAGUGCACUUUUCUGGGCAGCUUUGUGAAUUAUUCAAAUACUACUGGCCAGCACUUUUAUAUCAGACUGCAGCUUUACAAAUAUUUGCAAAAAAAAUAUAUUAAAAAAAACAGCUGAAACAUCUUUGGGUUUAUUUAUGCCAUAUUUUAUCAAUUUAAUCUCAAGUUCAGUAUAUUUGUUUUCUACAGUUGCCCUUUCUGUAAACCCAGCUAUUUUAGUUAUUUGCCUUUUGGGAGUGUUGCUUUGUACUAUUUUAAAUGCCAUAUGCCUGAUUUUGAGGAAAACAAGACCUAUUGAACUGCUCACAUCAGACUUCAGGGAGCUUUUCAGCUUAAGCGCUCUUCUCAGUAAUAAAAAAA